Haplochromis burtoni (Burton's mouthbrooder) is the source of this 5923-nucleotide messenger RNA. RefSeq names its product receptor-type tyrosine-protein phosphatase epsilon. Gene Ontology annotation, molecular function: protein tyrosine phosphatase activity. Lineage: Eukaryota; Metazoa; Chordata; Actinopteri; Cichliformes; Cichlidae. Bases 3281 to 5590 code for a protein of 769 amino acids. The record is from RefSeq and is a predicted model, not a curated record. The transcript is spliced from 19 exons. Gene Ontology annotation, biological process: protein dephosphorylation.
GAUAGAUAGAUAGAUAGAUAGAUAGAUAGAUAGAUAGAUAGAUAGAUAGAUAGAUAGAUCUUUGUCCUGCUUAUCUGAGUCUGGUUCACAGGCCCAGCAGUUUAAACAGAGAAUCCCAGGCCUCCCUCUCCCAAGGCUACCUACUUCAGCUCAUCUGGGUGCGAUCCUGAGGCAUUCCAAAGGUAACCGAGAGAUAUAAUCUCACUUAGAAGGCACCUGGGAGACAUUCUGGAGGAGGAGUAGACCUCCACUGUUAACCCGUUCAGAAUGACCGAGCUCCUUAUCCUAUCACUAGAACUGAGCCCAGACGCCCUUCGGAGGUCGUUCAUUUCUGGAACCUCAGUCCUAUAGUCACAGCUUGUGGCUGUAGCUGAAUCGCCACCUUGGGGAGGUUUUUUACCCUAGUGACCCCAGGAGCUGUGUCGCUUGGGGCAAUUUGCUCCUGAUAGGCUCUCCCAAGGCAGAUUGUUCCUGGGUGAGGGAAGAAGACAAAUUCAGUGAACCCCCAUGUAAAGAAAGCAAAUAAAGUGAGCAAGUUACCUUGUUCAUGAGAGGACCACAAGAGCCCCACCCCAGAGCCAUGCCUAGGAAAUGUGGACUAUCAUAAAUAAUUUUGAAGUUGCUGUAUCUAUCUACAGAAAUCGAUAGAAAUAAGAAAAUCAGAUUUUUGUAAAACCUUCAUAUUAUUUUAUUCUCUCUGAUCUGUGAAUAUAAUAAAUUAUUUACAAAAAGGUGUUUAACUGACGUCAGAUGGUAAGCCUCGAGAUGUGAUGCUCUGCUUUAUUUAAAUAAGGGUAAAUUCUUCACCAGCAUUUGCUCAAAUAAACAGCAACAAUAGGGAACAUAUUUGUGGUGGCUUCAUACAGCUGUUGUUUUAUUUAAGAAGACAUUGCCUGGCCACAUCUGUGAGGAUAAAUACAAAACUAAUUAAGAGUGAAGACAAUCAUUUUGAUAACAGAACUAGGAAAUUCUCUUACCCAGGUUAGCAACAUUUUUUCUUGCUUUAUUUUGUGUUUUCUUUGUUUUAUUGUUGGAAAUAGAUAUUUUAGGAUAUCAUAACUCUAGGAGGGGAGUGAUUUGAAGUUUAUACUGCUGAAAUCCAGCAGGGUCUGUUUCUGCAGCUGCCACACACAUUUAUUUUCAUGUGCUGAUCACUGUCUCCUCUGUGCUCACAAAGCAAAGUGGAUCACUGAUGAAUAAUGCAUACGUGCGUUCUGAAUCGUUGCAUUACAUCAUGCAUGGAUGGGAUGAUUUGCGUCUGCACUCCCAACAUAAGUGAUGCAGUAUCAUUUUAUUUCCUGGGAACAUUUAUGUCAAACAGGUGCUGCAGGUUGAAGUAAUCGCACUGCUGCAAGUAUUUCAUUAAAGAGAAAAAGCAGGCAUCUGGAGUGAACGAUGCAAUACCUGCUAGGAAUGACACAAUCAUCCAUCCAUGCUUCCGCUUAUCCUUUUCAGGGUCGCGGGGGGUUCUGGAGCAUAUCCCAGCUGUCAUAGGGCGAGAGGCAGGGUACACCCUGGACAGCUUCCCCUUUCUAUGAGGGUUAAAUGACUGGGCCUACUAAUUAUGAUAUAUACCGCCAGCCGUAAGGUUAAAAAGUUAUAAGCGUGUUUUUGUUAUGCUACAGCGUGUCAGUACAGCAUAUAAGCUGUGCUGUUCCUCUGUUGGUCACACUAGAGUUGCUUAUCUUAUCUUAAAAUUCAUUCACACUGUUCUAUUUUCCGCUUCUGCUUUUCCCUUUAGUGAUACAAAAAGAUAUGACUUACUGUUUCUUCUUUUUACGAUUUUGCUCAAGGUAACAGAGCAUUUGACAUCUUUUCACAAUGAAACUCUUUUCUCCUAUUUCCUGGCUAUACGGUGUAUAUACAGGAGCUGCCAGAAUAUGACAGAUAUGCAAUGACCUGUGCGGUGACCCCCAUACGCGCAAUAUGCCUUACAACAUCUAGUUGCGGGAUGUACGAUGUGAGCGAAUGUGACUUGCCUCGUGGGGGAGAGCGGGGAACAGGUGCUGGCACUGUCAGCUUGUUAACACUGGGUAGAGAAGUGGCUCCUUCGGCAGAGUGCUGCACAUAUGCAACACAUUGCCUUUGGCUGUGGGGCGUACAUUAUGUGCAGGCAUGCGUACAUGUGAAAAGGCGGUGAGCGUAUGUGCAUUGCACACAGUCAUGCUUCUGGGCUUCUGGGUGGAUUUAUUUGAUUUGUCUUCCCGGGGAUUAUUCAGGUAAAAAAAAAUGCACAGUAGCCUCAACUUUCUGUGUAAAUGUGUGUCUCGAUCAUAGGUGUUGUGUAGCGUGUUGCUGCAGAGAGAAAUUGAAAUACAAACAAAACACAGCCACUUAUUUGUUGUCCAAUAGUAAUUUAUAGGUUUUGGCAUACAUUUUGUUUUGGGAACAUUGUUAGAGGGUUAUUAUGUAGCUCAGUUUUCUACAAAAGCUUUGGGAGCCAUAGUUAUAUGAAACCCCCCUUGGGUUAUGUGCAAAAAAUUCUCUCAAACAUCACAAAUUAGGCCCCUAGAUGACCCAUUUCUAGAAGAACUAAAUUGACACAAUGAAUUAUUCCAUCCAGUCUUGUGGCCUCUAUAACAAGUCGGGGAGGUAGAACAGAGGAUAAAUUAGGACACUCAAUUCUUGCUUCUCCCAUUUAUUCCAUCAAAGCCAUUUAGACAGAUUUGCCCCAUUUGCCCAAUUUAUUCUGUGAUUUUUAUGCCCUCUCGUUUGGAGGAUGGGAAAGAAAGAAGAAAUGGAUAUGAUUUUGGAGAAAUUGGUACUUUGUAGAUAAAAAAGACAGACAUAAUGUGUUGGAAUUAAUUUAAUUCUGACGAAGUUGUAAGGAAUUUGACAUACUGUUUUCCUUUUUGUAAGGACACUCGUGGCACUCUGCCCCAAAUACAUCACUAAAAGCUUUCAGCUAUAAAGCCAAAGGAAAGAGUUAGAAUAUAGUUUAGAGUAAAAUUAUGGUUCGGCGGAGAAAGAAACGGUAAAAGAUGGAGAAUAUGGGAGAAGGUUCAGUGAGGCAGAGGUGUAACCUAUUUAAAUGUGCAACAUGAACUUACUUUUGUAAAAGAAACAAAGUACAGUGAGUACACACGUGUGUCUUGUUGCCGCUAAGCUUUGCAUAGUGCUGUACAUCAAACAGACCACAGCAAAACAAGAUAGUCUCGAACAAAUACUGCUUGAGCUCAGCUCCACUGCCAAAUCCUCUAGGCCCAUAGGGUAUAUGGUUACUGUCACCUGUGGGUUAAGGCCUCCUCUCUGGUUUGAUGUCUGAAUAUUAGGUUAUUUGAUGCUGCUCUUUCAAGUCAGCCUGACAGGACAAGACAGCAAGCAGAUUUCCCACAAGUACUUUAACUGCUCAGCAGAGAGACAUCUUCAAAGCCCAGCUCCCCUUUGUGCCCUCUAUGUUUUGUAUCCAGCUGUAGGUGCAUUUCAUGUCAGUUUGGUGCCGUCUAGUGGAGUUUGUGUAGAAUUGCAGGAUUUAUUCUGUUAUUUUUUGUUUUUUUCUGUUGAAGUGACUGCUUUGGGUUUUUUUUUUCUUUUAUCCACAGUGACAAUGGUGUUGUUUCUGAUUGGGAUCUCUAUUCCUGUGAAUAAUUCUUCUCAUGAGAACCAAACUGCAGGAAACUCCACCCAUCAGGGUGUGCAUGUGUUGCCUUCAACACUGGUUUUAUCCCUUCUUCUUAUCAUCGUUGUCCUGCUGACAAUCUACUGCUUGCGGUUCAAAAACCACAGGAAAGCUCUGGUUACCUCAGUGGAUAAAAAAAUUCCAAACGGCUUCUUGGAGGAGCAAGGAGAGCAGACAGUGGUCCUCCUCCCCAGAUCUCCUUCACCAUCCAAGAGGUACUUCCCUAUCCCUUUGGACUCAUUGGAGGAGGAGUACCGGAUACGCUCUGCAGAUGAUGGCAAGCUCUUCAGAGAAGAGUUCAAUUCACUGCCGUGUUACUACCACCAUGGGUCCUUUGAGGAGGCGAGCAGAGAGCACAACAGAGAGAAAAACAGAUAUCCAAAUAUUUUACCAUACGAUCAUUCAAGGGUGGUGUUAAGUCAUCUCGAUGGACACUUGUGCUCAGACUACAUAAAUGCAUCUUACAUAGAUGGUUAUAAAGAAAAGAACAAAUUCAUUGCAGCUCAAGGUCCAAAACCUGAGACAGUGGCUGACUUCUGGCGGAUGAUUUGGGAACAGAAAACAACAACUAUAGUAAUGCUGACGAAUUUAAAAGAAAGGAAGGAGGAAAAAUGUUAUCAGUACUGGCCAGAAAAAGGCUGCUGGAUGUACGGGAACAUCAGGGUGGCGUUAGAGGAUGUCAUUGUACUGGUGGACUACACCAUUAGAAAAUUCUGUGUUCAAUAUCAGGGCAGCGAUGGUCCCAGAGCUCCCCGGCUGGUCACCCAGCUUCACUUUACCAGCUGGCCAGACUUCGGAGUGCCAUUCUCACCCAUCGGCAUGCUGAAAUUCCUCAAGAAGGUCAAAGCUGUCAAUCCAUCCUACGCUGGACCUAUUGUUGUGCACUGCAGUGCCGGGGUUGGGCGGACUGGGACAUUCAUUGUCAUUGACAGCAUGAUCGACAUGAUGCACAUAGAACAGAGAGUGGAUGUCUUUGGGUUUGUGAGCAGAAUACGAGAACAGCGCUGUCAACUGAUCCAGACAGAUAUGCAGUACUCCUUUAUCUACCAGGCUCUGCUGGAGUACUAUCUGUAUGGAGAUACAGAGCUAGAUGUGUGCUCUCUGGAGGGCCAUCUGCAGAGGCUUCACAACACCAGGGCUCCCCACGACAGGCUGGGCCUGGAGGAGGAGUUCAGGAAGCUGACCAACGUUCGCAUAAUGAAGGAGAACAUGAGAACUGGGAACCUUCCUGCCAACAUGAAGAAGAACCGUGUGCUUCAGAUCAUUCCGUAUGAUUUCAACCGAGUAAUACUCUCAGUGAAAAGAGGACAGGAGUUCACCGACUACAUCAAUGCCUCCUUUAUUGAUGGCUACAGGCAGAAGGACUAUUUUAUCGCAACCCAGGGCCCACUGUCUCACACAGUGGAGGACUUCUGGAGGAUGGUGUGGGAGUGGAGGUGCCAUUCAAUCGUUAUGCUCACCGAACUCAAAGAGAGGGAGCAGGAAAAGUGUUACCGGUAUUGGCCAUCAGAGGGCAGUGUAACAUUUGGAGAUUAUACGGUGGAGCUGACUGGAGAUACACAGUGUGAAACCUUCACUCUCAAAGACAUGGUUCUCACCUACAGACCAGAAAAGCAGUCACAACAUGUCCGACACUUCCACUUCCACGGAUGGCCUGAGAUCGGAAUACCAGCCGAGGGAAGAGGGAUGAUUGACAUUAUUGCCGCUGUGCAGAGGCAGCAGCAGCAGUCUGGAAACCGUCCCAUAAUUGUGCACUGCAGUGCCGGUGCAGGACGGACGGGCACCUUCAUUGCCCUCAGUAACAUUCUGGAAAGAGUGAAAGCUGAAGGCCUCCUGGACGUUUUUCAGACAGUCAAGAGUUUACGCAUGCAGAGACCACACAUGGUUCAGACCGUGGAGCAAUACGACUUCUGCUACAGAGUGGUCCAGGAUUUUGUUGACAUUUUCUCAGACUACGCCAAUUUCAAAUAGUGUAAUAAUGCUCUGUAUGCUGUGUGUCAAAUUAACAUAUGCAAUUUUUUCUGAAUGUUGUUUUCUAAAGCAAGCAAUUGUAGUAUUUUGCACAUGAGUACAGAUUUAAACUAAAUGGUGUAAUAUACUUUAAUAUAACUGAAAACAUGUGGUCUACAAAAAAGUCUGUCUCUUAUGAGAAUGUUUGAUCUUCAAGUACCCCACUGUAAAAUGUAGUAAUUCAAAUUUUACUUAAUGGCUUGGAUAAAUUGUAAAAAAAGAAAAUUAUAAUGCAAAUAUACAACAUUUUAGAAUUGUUAAAGCAAGUAUUAACUGAAUUCAACAUUAUCAACA